Lottia gigantea (owl limpet) is the source of this 779-nucleotide messenger RNA. RefSeq lists its product as hypothetical. Gene Ontology annotation, cellular component: membrane. The transcript is spliced from 2 exons. The record is from RefSeq and is a predicted model, not a curated record. Gene Ontology annotation, biological process: monoatomic ion transport. The annotation marks the transcript as partial. NCBI's taxonomy places the organism in Eukaryota, Metazoa, Mollusca, Gastropoda, Lottiidae.
GUGUAUAUUUAUGUGUGGUCAUGACCAUGACAUCGGUGUCAGUAAUAGUGGCUGUACUUGUUAUCAACAUCUAUAACAGAGGGAUGAAAACCAACAGAGCACCGUACUGGUUACGUAAAUUGACACUACAAUGGCUGUCCAAAGCAAUUUGUCUACAUCACGAUAUUAUACUUGUGGCGCAGGGUGUUAAAUUGAACAUUUUCACCUACACUUCAAUGAGAACACCGGACCCAUUGGCAGCAAUGGAGGAAAAAUCGGUGAUAGAGUCAAACGAAAUUAAAGGCCACAAAAAUAACAAUAAAGAUAAUUACUGUUCAGAUACCAACUUCAAUUCACCAUCAGAGGUUACUUUACCACCUAACCAACCAGAAAAAGUCUGGUAUCGUCAUGAAGAGCUAGAAGAAUUAUUAAGGACAGAACAAGAAAGAAGUCAACAGGCCCAACUCAGGCAAACUCAGACGGCAAACAAAGGGUCUGGUUCGACUCCCUCUAAUGCCACCGAUGAUCCCGAAAAUGACAAUGUUUCGAAACCAGUGCAAUACUCCUACUCAAUAGAAUCCAAUUUGAGUGAUUUGCCUCACGUAGAUCGCAAGAAGAUCAUGAUUGCCGAAUGGCAAAGAAUUGCUGCUGCGACCGAUAGAAUUUUAUUUAUUAUUUAUAUGCUGGCUACAGUAACGGCAUAUUUCAUCCUUCUUAUUAUUCUUCCUACUCAGCAUUAUAGUAGCCAAAAACACUCUUUAUCAAAUGCUAUAUUGCUGAACAAUGGUACAAAGAGCUGA